AUGUUCUUGGGAACUGGGAACCGUUCAGUGUGCUUCUCUGAGACCUGUGCGGGGGGUAAGCAGUGCAUUACAAUGGAGAAUAGGUUCAAUGCAUUUACUGACACUCCGAGGGGUAGUCAUUGGCUCGGUAACGACAGCUCCAGACGGAAAAAUACGGGCAGCACGCAGUUUGCCGAUGCAGACGGCGAUGACAUUGGUUCGACGUUCUUGCGAAGGAGGACCAGAGAGGACGGUACACACAGGGGUUCCUACGGUUUGAAGUACAGCUCUCAUCCGAAACAGGAAUUCCUCUACGAAAACAAAUUGCAUUCGUACCCGACGUCUGCUCGAGACGGGCAGGUGCCGUUGCCUCUGAUUUCCCCUGAUCUGUUAGAAAUCUCCAAACAGAGGAUACUGGCGCUAGCUAUAUUUCUGAUUAUCCAGUGUUACAAACUGUACGAUUUGGUUCUGCUGAAGUCCAAUUUGAGAGUAUCCGGUUUACUGUACAGUAAUUCGAGAUUUAAUUUCAUAACAAAAUAUCUGCUACUUGACUCGAUGUUUUGGUAUUUUUUACCCAUCUUUAGGAUCCCAAGGUUGACUUCCAAACCGUGGCUAGUGGGUUUUCAAAUUGUCGCCACUGCGGCUACCACCAUCUUCCUCUCCACAAACCACCAAUUUGUCAUUCUAACGGCGAUCGUAGCCGCAUGGAGAAAAACUUUUACAAAAGAAUUAAGUGUUACAGGUUCCACUAUCAACCACCAGAAGCUGUUGGACUUGUCAUCGCACUUCAAAGGUGCAUUGACGAUAAAAAUUUUACCAGAAAAUACAGCAAUGCUGAACCCUUGGUUUGAAUCGUACUGUAUACCGUUAGAAUCGAACAUUACCCCUUUAAACACUGUUAACGUUCCGAUCAAGAUUAAUUCCACGGAAAAAAUCAAGUUUGUACAGUUGGAAUUUAAGGAUCUGUACACAAAUGAAGUAAGUUUGAAGAAUUUCACUGAGAAUAACGGGUUCACUUUGGUAGAUAUGACUGAUAAAAUUCAAAACAAAGAGAUGUCUAAACAAGAAAAGGACGCAAAUAUCAGAUACAUCAAUUUGUCAUUAGAUGAAACGGGAUUCUAUCAGAUAAGAAAGAUUAGGGAUUCAAAGGGCCUGGAUUUGAAAAUAUAUCAGUCCCAUGUGAUAUUACCACAAUGUCCAGUCGCUUCAAUCACUCCUAUUGGGAGCCCGGACAGAUGCAUAGGAGAUUCUGAUAAACUGUCAAUAGAACUGCAAGGUGUGCCACCUUUAAAAUUACAUUACUCGAAGAAAAUCAACAAUAAAGUUUACACGUAUAAAGAUACGAACCUGCAACCCGCGUUUUUUGAAUCACCUUUGCAAUCUGCAGACAAUGACGUGACGGCAAGAAGGAGACAGGUAUUUACUGCUGAACACUUGAGUAAUCUUGAGUGGGCCCGGAAUCCAACCGUUAACAUCGAUUUGGACUCAUUAACUACACAAGACGGUGAAUACACGUACGAGAUUGACAAACUGAUUGAUGGGUUGGGGAACGUUGCCGACUUCUCCAAAAUGGAUGCCGAUCUGAAAAAACAGUACGACUUGGCGACUAGCUUUCAUGUUCAUAGCAUUCCACGCGCUUCCUUGGAUGAAGUUUUCGAUCGUAACUCCCCAACCAAAAAAUCAUUGAUUAUUAAAAUAAAUAACGGUGCUGAGGAACAAGAGGAUCUUCCCUACACUGCAAAGAUUUCUUUUGUCGAUUCCAAAGGUAGACCUCAAGAGAGCAAAAUGAUUGAAUUAGAUUCAUUGGUACAUCACGUUAAUGCGGAACUUCCAGGUACCUACAAUCUAGACUUUGUAAGUUCGAAGUUUUGUCCUGGAGUUGUCAUUGGAAAAUCUAAUAUUUUAGUGACCCAGCCGAUCCCUCCUGAACUUGAAAUCAAAUCUUCACCAAUUCUGGAUCAGUGCGUUGGUCAAGUGGGCUUGAAUUUUGAGCUGACCUUUACCGGUGUUCCCCCUUAUCAUUACUUGGCCAAAAUAUACAAAAUUGAGGAUGGCCAAAAGAAAUUAUACGAAACCAAGAGACUUACCUCUAAGGGUGCCAGAAAUCAGUUCAGUUACAGUCCUACCAGUGAGGGAGACUAUGAAAUUGUGUUUGACCAGCUAUCUAAUGAUAUGUUUUCCGAUCCCAUCAAGCUGACACCGCAAAAGAAAUACACCUUUAAAACAUCAAUGAGAGUGAAACCAAGUGCUCGCAUUAAGCAAAAGCAUGCUGUGACACUGUGCCUGGGCGGCAAGACCAUGAUUCCAAUUGAAUUUAAGGGUGAAGCACCUUUUACUCUGCAUUACGAUAUCUUGGAAAUCUCAUCCAAUAAAAGAACUGCUUACGACAUUAAAAAUAUCAAGGAUCACGAAUACAAAAUUGAAACUCCAAAUUUCGAGGUUGGUGGUGACUACAUUUUAUCAUUGGUUUCUGUAAAGGACUCUUCAAAGUGUGUUGUUGGAUUGAGUGAACCAGAUGCAAUGAUUAAGGUAAGAAGAGACAUUCCAUCUGCUUCAUUGAAUUUGAUGGAUAACACCUCCGCAGCAAAAAUGAAACAAGGAUCGUUUUUAGAAAUUCCAAUCAGAUUGUCAGGCGAAGCUCCAUUUAUAGUAAAGUACGAGCACCUGGAUCUAGAUGGUAACUUUAUUGCUGCACAUGAAGAAAAAUUCUCGUUUGCCUCUAAGCAAAUACUGAAAGUAGGAAAAGAAGGUAUUUAUAGAUUGACAGGUCUCCAGGAUUCAACCUGUUCAGGUAAGAUCGAUAAUCCAGACAAUGAAUUCAUGGUUUCCUUCCUUCCUAAACCUUCUUUUGAAGUUCAAACAAGUAGCAAAACAUCGAAACUGCUCUCACAUCUUUAUGCCAGAGAACCCGUUUGUCAGAAUGUUGAAGGUGCCAUUGCCUUGACUCUCUCUGGUUCCCCACCUUUUGUCCUGGACUAUGAUGUCACAGAGCCUAACGGCCAAGUGACUAGUAAAAAAAUCAGGGUUACAACAAAGUAUGUGUCUUUACAGUUGCCAAACAGAGAGCCCGGUGAAUACGUUGUUUCUAUUAAAGAUAUUUUUGAUACAAACUAUGGGGAGCAAGACUUCGGUAACUUGAAACGAUCAACUGAAGAAGUUUCCAUCAAACAAACUGUUACACCAACCCCGUCGGUGACUUUUGAAGGAAAAGGUAAAAUUUACAAGUCAUGUUCUGUCAACAUUGAGGAGUCAGACGUAUUGGAGCCAAUUAUGCUGAAAUAUUCAGAAGGUCAAGGGCCAUUUUCAAUCACCUUUUCUGUUUAUCACGAGAGUACCAGCAGAACAGACCAACUUGUCUUCGACAACGUUGACGUUAACAAUUUUCCAUUUGAAAAACUUUACCAUGGUCUGAAAUUGGGUAAUCAUCGGAUUGAAAUAGACAAGGUCGUAGAUGCCAAUGGAUGCCAGAAUCAUUUGUCAAACGAAAAUGAUAACUAUAUCAUAAUUUCAAUAACAGAUGUGCCUAAGAUACAUCUAUUAGAUGCGGCCGCAGACUAUUGUGUUGGCGAUUAUGUCACUUAUCAACUGAAUGGCAGGCCGCCAUUCACCAUACGAUACGAGUUUAAUGGUAUGCCACUGAAAUCUACUGAACGAACUUCUCAAUUUGUUAGACUUGCUUCCGAGCCUGGAAAAAUUACAAUCAACCAACUCGAAGAUUCAGUGUCUCAAUGUAUUGUUGAUUUUACCAAGCCGAACAUGCAAGAUGAAUUAGAAAAAUUAUCCCUGGUGAUCCACCCAAUCCCUUCAGUCACUGUUUCUCAAGGUAACUAUGUUGUGGAGGAUAUCCACGAAGGUGAUCAGGCAGAAGUUAUUUUCUCAUUUGAGGGUACCCCACCUUUUUCAUUGACUUAUGUGAGAACAGAGGAGAGUGAUGGUAAACGUGGUGACAAGAAGCCUCAAAUUGUCGAAACACAUAAAGUGGCAGACAUCUACGCAUAUGAAUACAGAGUUGUCACGAGUCUGCAGGGGACGUACGAGGCCAUUGAAAUAUCGGAUGCACACUGUUUUGCUAAGAACGAGGCGUUCUUCAAGAGUUGA
Molecule: messenger RNA, 4077 nt
Organism: Huiozyma naganishii CBS 8797
Lineage: Eukaryota; Fungi; Ascomycota; Saccharomycetes; Saccharomycetales; Saccharomycetaceae
Gene: POM152
Product: Pom152p
Exons: 1
Coding region: 1-4077 (1358 amino acids)
Biological process (GO): protein import into nucleus; nuclear pore organization
Cellular component (GO): nuclear pore transmembrane ring
Molecular function (GO): structural constituent of nuclear pore
Source: RefSeq, a predicted model, not a curated record